Calliphora vicina (urban bluebottle blowfly) is the source of this 3370-nucleotide messenger RNA. It is a transcript of the gene eIF3c, whose product is annotated as eukaryotic translation initiation factor 3 subunit c. The record is from RefSeq and is a predicted model, not a curated record. Gene Ontology annotation, molecular function: RNA binding; translation initiation factor binding; translation initiation factor activity. Bases 160 to 2943 code for a protein of 927 amino acids. Lineage: Eukaryota; Metazoa; Arthropoda; Insecta; Diptera; Calliphoridae. Gene Ontology annotation, cellular component: eukaryotic translation initiation factor 3 complex. The transcript is spliced from 3 exons. Gene Ontology annotation, biological process: translational initiation.
GAAACGACCCGUUUUACUCAUUAUUGUUUUCUAAUGACAUUUAUCAAUUUUACUGGGUAAUGCCUUUUUAAAAAGCGACUUGUACGAAGUCGUCAGCGAAAAUUUCUUUUUAUAUUGAAAUUGACUCAAAAGUGAGUGCGGAAUAAUAACAAUCACAACAUGUCACGUUUCUUUGCUACCGGUUCUGAUUCGGAAUCCGAGUCUAAUGAUGAGGAUGUCCAGGCACCAAUCUAUAGCAAAACCUCGGCCUAUCAAUUCAGCGAUGACGAGGAGGAGGUAAAGCGUGUGGUCCGUUCCACCAAAGAAAAACGCUAUGAAAAUAUCAGCGCGCUUAUUAAAACUAUUCGCAAUCAUAAGAAAAUUAAGGAUAUGUCGAGUAUUCUAACAAGUUUUGAGGACCUGACGAGGGCCUAUCAAAAGGCUUUGCCGGUCAUAUCCAAGGAGGAAAAUGGCAUUACUCCCCGCUUCUAUGUGCGUUGUUUGGCGGAAUUGGAGGAUUUCAUCAUCGAAGUGUGGGAGGAUAGAGAGGGUCGUAAGAAUCUUUCCAAGAAUAAUUCCAAAUCCUUGGGUACUUUGCGCCAGAAAGUGCGCAAAUACAUUAAAGACUUUGAGGAGGAUUUGGUGCGUUUCCGUGAGAAUCCUGAUCAAGAAAGUGAAGCCGAAGAUGAAGAAGUUGCCUAUGACUCAGACAAUGAGAAACAUCAUGUAGCCGCUGAAGGUGCCCGUGAUCCAAAGCAAGCAAGCGAACAAAAAUCUGCCAAGACUGCACCAGCUAAAUCUUUGGAACAAGAUCAAGAUGAUUCGGAUGAUUCUAUUGAUUGGGAUUCUGAUACUGAAUCCGAAACUGAAUCCUCUGAUGAUGACAAUCAAUAUGUUAAUAUCCGUGAUCGUUUCUUGAAAAAGUCCACCGGCAAGGAAGACAAAGAAGAUCGUGAUGAUCGUAAAAAAGACAAACGCACCAAGGAGCCCAAGGCACGCAGAAAGCAAGAGGAAGCCGAAGAUGAUGAAGGAUGGUUAAUCGUUGUUAAAGGCCCAGUGGUUGAGAAGCCAAAAAUGUUCGAGAAGGAUGCUGAAAUCGAUGUUCCUUUGGUGAUUGCCAAAUUGAUUGAGAUUAUGUCGGCUCGUGGCAAGAAACGUACCGAUCGUCGCAUGCAAAUCGACAUGUUAUUUGAAUUGCGCGAUAUUGCUGAACAGCAUUCUCUAGGUGUUGCUGUGGCUGUUAAAAUCCACUUUAACAUCAUCUCUGCCAUCUACGACUACAAUCAAAAGAUCUCGGAGCCCAUGAAGUUGGAGCACUGGGUUAAAUUGCUCGAUGUCAUGCAGAGCAUGAUGAAAUUGUUGUUGGCUAAUGAAGAUAUUACCAUGAGCGAAAGUGUAUCUGAAGAAAAUGAGGAAUUCAUUACACCCACCUAUUUAAUUCGUGGUUGUCCUUUGGCGGCCGUUGAACGUCUUGAUGAUGAGUUCACCAAAUUGCUCAAGGAAUGUGAUCCUCAUUCUAAUGACUAUGUGUUGCGUCUUAAGGAUGAAGUUAAUGUCACCCGCAUAAUUGAGAGUGUUUUACAAUAUUUCGAGAAAAUUGGCAACAACAAUGAACGUUGUCGCAUUUACUUGCGUAAGAUUGAACAUCUAUACUACAAGUUUGAUCCGGAGGUCUUGAAACGCAAACGUGGCGAAGUACCAGCCACCACCUCCACCACUGUUGAGGUCAUGGACCGUUUGUGCAAGUUCAUUUAUGCCAAGGAUGACACCGAUCGUAUCCGUACACGCGCCAUCUUGGCCCACAUCUACCAUCAUGCCUUGCAUGACAACUGGUUCCAAGCACGUGAUUUGGUGCUCAUGUCUCAUUUGCAAGACAACAUCGAUGUGGCUGAUCCUUCCACCAAGAUCCUCUACAAUCGCACAAUGGCAAAUUUGGGUCUGUGCGCCUUCCGUCAGGAGAACAUCAAAGAUGCCCAUCACUGUUUGGUUGACUUAAUGGUCACCGGUAAGCCCAAGGAAUUAUUGGCCCAGGGUCUUUUGCCUCAGCGUCAACAUGAACGUUCUGCCGAACAGGAGAAGAUUGAGAAGCAACGCCAAAUGCCUUUCCACAUGCACAUCAACUUGGAGUUGCUCGAAUGUGUGUAUUUGGUGUCCGCCAUGCUCAUUGAAAUUCCCUACAUUGCUGCCCAUGAAUUCGAUGCCCGUCGUCGCAUGAUCAGUAAGACUUUCUAUCAACAAUUGCGUUCAUCCGAACGUCAGUCGCUCGUCGGACCCCCCGAAUCGAUGAGAGAACAUGUGGUAGCUGCCGCCAAGGCCAUGCGUUGUGGCAACUGGCAAGCCUGCGUCAACUUCAUUGUCAACAAGAAGAUGAACACUAAGGUGUGGGACUUGUUCUACGAAUCCGACCGAGUACGCGAAAUGUUGGUGAAAUUCAUCAAGGAAGAGUCGUUGCGCACGUAUCUCUUCACCUAUUCCAAUGUGUACACUUCAUUGAGUAUUCCAUCGUUGGCAAAAAUGUACGACUUGCCCGUUCAAAAGGUGCACUCACUCAUCAGUAAAAUGAUUAUUAACGAGGAGUUAAUGGCCAGCUUGGACGAUCCCACGGAAACCGUGGUCAUGCAUCGCUCCGAACCAUCCCGUCUACAGGCCCUCGCCAUGCAAUUUGUCGAUAAGGUGACCAAUUUGGUGGAUGUCAACGAAAAGAUCUUCGACAUGAAGCAGGGCAACUUCUUCCAACGUGGUAACAUGAACAUGCGUAAUCGCAACUACAACCCCAACUCCAACAAUCAAGGUGGUGGUAACUGGGGUGGACAACGUCGCGAUAAUCGCAACCAGCGCAAUCGCAAUCAACGUAACCAACACCAUCACCAGAAAAAUCAACAUCAGCAACACAAUCAGGCCCAACAGCAACAAAACCAACACCACGAGCAACAAGUUCAACAACAAGUCAUCGUCGAAGAGUAGACUCUUGGUCUACGCUUAGGGGAACAACGCAGUAAUUGCUGAAACAACCCGUGCCAAUCUUAAUACCAUCUUCGUAAGAUUUUAUGAACAUGAAAUUUCAACGCAACAACAACAAUAUUUUCCCAAACUGGCGAUGUGCUCCCGGUCUCAGUGUGUGCCACAUACUUUGGGAUGCAUUUGGGACCGGGAGAAAAUCAACAAUAUCGGUUUCAUUUUAAAUUUGUGUAUAAAUUAAGGAUUUAAAUUCCUUUUUUUCCUAAAGUACGGUUGUUAACGGCUGCUUGGACUGUGUGUGUGAGCAUGAGCGUGUUUCUCCUUAGUGGUAUAAAGUAAUAUACAUAUUAAUAAUAAAAAAAACUUCAAGAAAAAAAAACUGAAUAAAAACAAUAAAAAAAACUUCAAAAACCCUAAAAGGCAGAAAACUAAA